Rhododendron vialii is the source of this 3609-nucleotide messenger RNA. Its product is annotated as putative receptor-like protein kinase At3g47110. The transcript is spliced from 2 exons. The record is from RefSeq and is a predicted model, not a curated record. Bases 199 to 3318 code for a protein of 1039 amino acids. Gene Ontology annotation, molecular function: protein binding; protein kinase activity; ATP binding. Gene Ontology annotation, cellular component: plasma membrane. Gene Ontology annotation, biological process: hormone-mediated signaling pathway; protein phosphorylation. NCBI's taxonomy places the organism in Eukaryota, Viridiplantae, Streptophyta, Magnoliopsida, Ericales, Ericaceae.
GGAUCGGACCGAAAUACCCCUACCUUUUAAACACUAGCUUGCUUUGGUUUGUGGGGUUUUGCGGUAAUUUCGCAAAGCAGAGGAGGAGACUCUACUUGAAUAUCUUUGCAUUAUAAAUUGCAGUAUUGGCAUGCCUUGAAGUAAACAACCACCUUCUUCUUCUUCUUAGUAAUUCAAAUAUCCCCUUGUUUAUAUAGAAUGCUAAAGUUGAUGACGCUGAUCUCAUCAUCUCUGUUAAUUAACAUGAUCAAGCUACUCAGCUUGGCAUUAUUUUUCUCCACUGCCACACAAGUAACGUGCAGACUGAGCCACGAAACGGAUCGAUCAGCAUUGCUUUCAUUCAAGGAACUAAUAGCCGAGGAUCCGCUUGGCUCGUUAAAUUCCUGGAAUAGUUCUCUCAAUCUCUGCAAAUGGGACGGAGUAACAUGCAGUCACAAGCAUUGGAGAGUAGUGGUUCUGGACUUGAGGGGAAAAAGUCUGAGGGGAACAAUGUCACCUUUCUUGGGAAACCUCUCUUUUCUCAGAUCCCUAUACCUCCAGGAAAACAGAUUCCAAGGAAACAUCCCCCUGGAGCUCAACCGCUUGUUCAGGCUACAACUUUUGAAUUUCAGUAGCAAUUCUCUCCAAGGGGAAAUUCCAACCAAUUUGUCAAACUCCCUCGGUAUCAUUUUUUUAAGACAUAAUGAUCUAGUUGGAAAAAUUCCAGCCUCAUUUGGUUCUCUCUCCAAGCUCACUGAUCUUGACCUUACGUCCAACCACCUCAUCGGUGGGAUUCCACCUUCUCUCGGUAACCUGUCCCUCCUCCAAAGUGUAAGUUUCGCAAGGAAUAGUCUCACAGGAAAUAUUCCACAUUCCAUUGGUCGCCUUAGCAACCUUGAUAGGUUUGGCGUUGGAUCGAAUAAAUUGUCAGGCACUAUCCCUCCCGCACUUUAUAAUAUCUCGACUCUCAGUUGGCUAAUCACGACAGGUAACCAACUUACAGGCAGUUUACCCCAAGAUAUUGGUCUUAGACUCCCCAACCUGAUAUUUGUUAGCAUUGCGGUUAACCAAUUUUGGGGACCAAUUCCUGCUUCUCUUUCUAACGCAUCUAGAAUGGAAUACCUUUCUCUAUCAGAUAACAAUUUUUCGGGGGGAGUUCGUUUUGACAUAGGGAGAAAGAUGAAGAAUCUUUUCUAUCUAAAUCUGGGUAGAAACAAUUUAGGUUCUGGGGAUGCUCAUGACUUGAGUUUCAUCGAUUCGUUUACAAACUGUAGCAUGCUACAAUCAUUCAAUUUCUAUGCAAAUGGUUUUGGUGGUGUUUUACCUACUUCCAUAGCCAAUCUCUCAAGUCUCCUCAAUAGGUUAUUAGCAGGACGAAACCAGCUGGUUGGAAGCAUACCCGCGGGAAUUUCCAACUUCGUCAACUUAGAUGUCUUGGGUUUGGAAGGAAACUUUUUAUCAGGUGUCAUUCCCUUUGAAAUAGGGAAGCUUAGAAAUCUGCAAGGACUAGAUUUCAGUAGAAAUAAACUGUCCGGCCGCAUCCCAGAAAGCAUUGGGAAUCUCACUCGAAUAUUUCUGCUAUACCUGGAUGACAACAACUUGAAUGGAACCAUACCUUCAAGUAUUGAAAACAUCCUGGGCUUGCAAACCUUGAAUCUUUCACAUAAUUUCUUAACUGGUCCCAUACCCAAAUCAAUUGGCCUUUUCUCCACUUUAGCUUUCAUGAAUUUGGAAAAUAACUCUUUUAUGGGUGCCCUGCCACUCGAAAUCGGUAAAUUGAACAAUCUCCAGGAACUAGAUGUUUCGGAGAACAAGUUGUCUGGACAUAUUCCUAUUACUCUAGGAAAUUGCUUGAAAUUGGAAGGCCUUUUUCUAGAGGGUAACACGUUUCAGGAUAGUAUUCCUCCCUCUUUAAGCUCUUUGAGAGGAAUCCAAGUUCUAGAUCUGUCGCGCAAUAACUUGUCCGGCCAAAUUCCAGAAGAUCUAGCUGCCCUCGGUCUUUUAAAGAAUCUGAACUUGUCCUUUAACAACUUGGCUGGUGAGGUGCCUUUGCAAGGUGUCUUCAAAAACUUGAGUGCGAUUUCACUUGUUGAAAAUAAAGGGCUUUGUGGAGGUAUUGUAGAAAUGCGGUUACCUGCUUGCCCAAAGUCCAUAAAGAAGGAGAAUUGCCUUGGCUUCAAAAUUAUUGUUCCAAUUGCUUGCAUAAUCCCAUGUCUUACACUGGUGCUACUUUUGGUUGUUUUUCUUAGGAAAAGAAAACAGAAUAACAAAUAUCUCACCCAACCAGUCAUAGGAGAUGAUUUCUUGAGGGUUUCAUAUGAUCAGCUCCAUAACGCCACUGGUGGAUUCUCUUCAUUAAACUUAAUUGGAGCUGGAAGUUUUGGCACCGUGUACAAAGGAAUUCUCUAUGAAGGGGAUAAACCAAUUGCAGUCAAGGUGCUCAAUCUUGAACAAAGAGGAGCAUUGAAGAGCUUCUUGGCUGAGUCUGAAGCUUUGAGGAAAACAAGGCACAAAAAUCUUCUAAAGAUGAUAACAGUUUGUUCAAGUACAAACCAUGCAGGGGAUGAUUUUAAAGCACUAGUUUUUGAGUACAUGCCCAAUGGAAGUUUAGAGAAUUGGUUGCAUCCAAAAGAAGAUACACCAAGACAAGAAUGGAACUUAAGCCUUUCCCAAAGGCUAAAUAUAGCGAUCGAUGUUGCAUGUGCCUUAGAAUACCUUCAUCAUUGUUGUGAAACUCCAAUUGUUCACUGCGAUCUAAAGCCAAACAAUGUUCUCAUCGAUGAAGACAUGAUUGCCCAUGUGGGAGAUUUUGGGCUGGCCAAGUUCCUCACCAUCAAUAGCGGUAACAGUGGUGGUGGGCAAUCAAAUUCACUUGCAAUCAAAGGUUCAAUAGGAUAUGUUGCACCAGAAUAUGGAAUUGGAGGAAGGACAUCUACAGAAGGAGAUAUUUACAGCUAUGGGAUUUUGUUAUUGGAAAUGCUAACAGGAAAAAGACCGACUGAUGAAUUGUUUACAAGCAGACAAAGCCUUCAUGAAUUUUGCAAGGUGGCAUUGCCAGAGAGAGUGAUGGACAUUGUUGAUCCACACAUGCUACUAGAAGAGCCUACUGAAGGUGAAAACGAUGCUCAGAACGAAAGAAAUGCCAAAAUAAGAGAAUGCUUAGUAUCCAUUGUGAGGAUUGGAAUUGCAUGUUCUGUAGAAUCACCUGGCGAAAGGAUGAACAUCAAGGAAGUGAUCAUAGGAUUAAUGAAAAUAAAGGAAGUAUUUCUCGGAGUAGGUAUCCAUAGGAGGAGAAAACUGAGGAUGCGACUCACCGGUGAAGGAACGUCUCGAGAAUAGCUACUAAGAGUGCCACUAGAGGAAUUGACUGCGGAGACUGGUUGGAAGGUUUGAAGCACAAUCACUUAGUUAGAAAGGCCAAAACCCAAAUAUGCAGGCUGGUUUGUUAAUCAUGUAAGUUAAGAAGAAUAAAAGAGAAGGUGAAAGUUCUCUCCCAUAUAUAGUUUUUAUUUUUCAAGUAGUCAUAGUUGUGCAUAUUUAAUUCUGUAUGCAUGUAAGUUCCCCCUAAAUAGUUAUAUUUAAGGCAUUAAGAAUGUGCCAGUAGCAUCUUUAUUGGUUUGGUAACAAAUA